AUGGCGUCCGCAAACAAAAAACGUUGUAAAUUCACGGAUGUGUUAAAAUCUAAAUAUCCUUCUUUUACUGAGGAUAGAAAUGACCAGGAAGUGAAGUGUACUAUUUGUGAUUGUUUUGUGUCGAUUGGAUACAAAGGUGGAGCUGACAUAGAAAAACAUUUAAAAACAGAAAAGCACUUAAAGAAGAACCGAUUGUGCGCCAGUACAAGUAAGAUUGAUACUUUCAUUACCCAAAAAGGUAACAAAAGUAGUGCUGUUGAUGCCACGCUUGCUUUUCAUGUAGUUAAACACCACCAAUCUUACAAAAGUAUGGACUGUACUUCGCAGUUACUAAAAAAUCUAUUUCAUGAUUCUGAUUUGGCAAAAAAUCUAGCCUGCGCAAGCACCAAAACAGAGGAUAUUAUAAAUAAUGUCAUUGCGCCGUAUACUAUCGAAAUUCUUCUUAAAAAACUAGAAGACAUUGUGUUUUUUGGAUUGUCAACCGAUGCCAGUAACCACAACGCUGAUAAAAUAUUUCCGAUAAUCAUUCAAUACUUUGAUUGGAAGACUGACAUGGAAAGCAAAAUGCUUGAGUUUACAUCCUUGGAAAAUGAGACUUCGCUGACUAUUGCAAAUUACUUGCUUGCAACUCUUGAAAAAUACAAUUUAAAAGGUAAAUGUGUUUCUUUUACGGGUGAUAAUGCUAAUGUCAACUUUGGAGGUGUUACACGAAAUGAGGGAAAUAACGUUAUCACCCAUUUGAACCGGAAUCUAGAGCAAGAGAUAGUAGGUGUCGGUUGUCCUGCUCAUAUGUUACAUAAUGCAAUACGCCACGCAACCGAUUUGUUAGACAUUGACGUUGAAUCGUUAGUGAUGAAAAUCUUUAAUCAUUUUUCGGUAUACACUAUAAGAACAGAAAAGCUAAAAGAGUUGUGCAGCUACGUAGAUAUAAACUAUGAAAAACUCCUUUAUCACAGCAAGACAAGAUGGCUUAGUCUUUUUCCAGCUAUAGAAAGGAUUCUCAAACUAUACGAGCCAUUGAAGGAGUAUUUUACAACAACAGAAAAAGUACCUGUUCUGAUAAAAAAGUUCUUCGAAAAUUAA
This is a messenger RNA of Parnassius mnemosyne (clouded apollo), 1083 nucleotides long. The record is from the annotation of a GenBank genome assembly. NCBI's taxonomy places the organism in Eukaryota, Metazoa, Arthropoda, Insecta, Lepidoptera, Papilionidae.